Fraxinus pennsylvanica is the source of this 507-nucleotide messenger RNA. The record is from the annotation of a GenBank genome assembly. NCBI's taxonomy places the organism in Eukaryota, Viridiplantae, Streptophyta, Magnoliopsida, Lamiales, Oleaceae.
AUGAGUGGAGCAGGAAAGAAGAUUGCAGAUGUGGCAUUCAAGGCUGGAAAGACGAUCGAUUGGGAAGGGAUGGCGAAGCUUCUCGUUUCCGAUGAGGCCCGCAAGGAGUUCGCCACCCUCCGCCGCGCAUUCGAUGAAGUCAACACCCAGCUGCAGACCAAGUUCAGCCAGGAACCAGAACCCAUUGACUGGGAGUAUUACAGAAAAGGGAUUGGCUCUCGCUUGGUUGAUAUUUAUAAGCAAGCAUAUGAUGAGGUUAAAAUCCCCCAAUACGUAGACAAUGUCACUCCUCAGUACAAGCCCAAGUUUGAUGCUCUGUUGAUAGAGCUUAAAGAGGCUGAGCAGAAGUCACUUAAGGAAUCUGAAAGAUUAGAAAAAGAAAUUGCAGAUGUCCAAGAGUUGAAGAUGAAGCUUAGUACGAUGACAGCUGAUGAAUACUUUGAGAAGCAUCCUGAACUAAAGAAGAAGUUUGAUGAUGAAAUCCGAAAUGAUUAUUGGGGCUAUUAG